UCAUCUUUUCACUUCCGGUUUCGCUUUUUUAGACCUCGUUUGUUUUUACAGCAUGGCUGCCACACAAAGUGUUGUUGACAGUAUUCUGUCAACAACAGAUGACAGUAAAUUUAAGACCAUUCAAGUGGAUAGUGCUGAAUUAAUUGAACUGGAUGAAGGCAAUUUACUAGCAGUCAAUGAAAACAAAGUCGACACUAAAGAAUUCAGAAAAAGAACAGAGGAAAUACUUUUGUCAAGCACGAGAGAUGCGACACAAUGUCUAUUUAACUCAUUGUGGCAGCUUCCAGUGGAGCAAGUAGAAGGGGCUUAUGUCGUGAAGUUACCUGAACCUAAGACAUGGCUCCCAAGAGAAAAACCGGUGCCCAAGAAAAAGCCACUGACGAAGUGGCAAGAAUAUGCCAAGUCCAAAGGUAUCUUGAACAAGAAGAAAUCAAGGAUGGUCUGGGAUGAAUUAUCUCAGGAAUACAAACCACGCUGGGGUUACAAAAGGGCGAAUGAUGAUACACAGGAAUGGGCCAUUGAGGUUCCAGACAAUGCAGAUCCUAUGGAAGAUCAGUUUGCCAAGAGAAAGAAUGCAAAGAAAGAGAGAGUUGCAAAGAAUGAACUUCAGCGAUUGAGGAACAUUGCAAGAUCACAGAAAAGUAAAGUUCCUGGAGUGGGUCUCACCCCCACGGAGAAACCGUCAAAGGAUCAGCUGUCAAAGGCCCUAGCUGUGGCGCACAAGUCGACAGCAUCUAUUGGAAAGUUUACAGACAGGCUUCCCAAGGAAAAACCUUCAAGGUUCACGGGCAAGAAACGGAAAUUUGAACCAUCAAUUGGCAAUCUGAAAUCUGAGAAGGAGAAGCAGCUCAACCUGAUUGAAACAAAUGCUAAAAAGCUGCCCAAAAUUGACAUGGCUAAAGCUACAAACAGAGCACUGAGACAAGAAGAGCAGACUGCGUCAAGAGAAAAACAGAGCAGAAAGACUCCUAAGAAGGCAAAAGGAAAGAAAGCUCUUGGCCUGGGCAAAAAGGCAUCGGGUGGAAGGACAGGUGGUGGAAACAAGAAGACCAGAGGGAAGAGAAAGAGAUGAUUAUAAAUUGUUGGGUUUAUUACAUAAAUAAAUGUAGAGAAUCAUAGCACUGUC
Molecule: messenger RNA, 1126 nt
Organism: Aplysia californica (California sea hare)
Lineage: Eukaryota; Metazoa; Mollusca; Gastropoda; Aplysiida; Aplysiidae
Product: ribosome biogenesis regulatory protein homolog
Exons: 10
Coding region: 53-1072 (339 amino acids)
Biological process (GO): endonucleolytic cleavage in ITS1 to separate SSU-rRNA from 5.8S rRNA and LSU-rRNA from tricistronic rRNA transcript (SSU-rRNA, 5.8S rRNA, LSU-rRNA); ribosome biogenesis; ribosomal large subunit export from nucleus
Cellular component (GO): nucleolus; nucleus; preribosome, large subunit precursor
Molecular function (GO): protein binding
Source: RefSeq, a predicted model, not a curated record